This is a messenger RNA of Vitis riparia (riverbank grape), 1339 nucleotides long. RefSeq lists its product as uncharacterized. The record is from RefSeq and is a predicted model, not a curated record. The transcript has a single exon. Lineage: Eukaryota; Viridiplantae; Streptophyta; Magnoliopsida; Vitales; Vitaceae. Bases 240 to 1202 code for a protein of 320 amino acids.
CGUGUGAUUAAAAAAACCAAAGCCAAACUUAAAUUUUAGCGCUCAGGUCCCGUGCGCCAACAGUUACUCAGCAUUUUGAAAUUGAAUGCUCUGCUCCACAGUUUUCGCCACUGAGUGAGUUGAGCUGACGCAUUUUCUCGGAUUUUCCUCACAAAAGUAAAGGGUUGUCUUCAACAUCCUUAUUUCUGAGUCUCUUUUGAUUGUGGUUUGUCCGUUCUUGAAUCUUUUGCAAUUCCAAAAUGGGGUGUGUUUCUUCAACUCUGCUGAACCAUGAGGAGGAGUUGGGUCAAUUGAGUGGCUCAACGCUGGGUCACCAUAUUGUGUCGCUCACGUCCACCACCUAUGGCCUGCUCAACCUCGAUCCAUCUCCUCAACCCACCCACCCACCAACCCCAACUCCUCGGUUUACCCUCGGCUCGGUGUUCCCCAGCCCGCUCUCCGAACCGAGGGGCAUAAGGUCCGAGCCAGAGGUGAUCAACUCUUGGGAGCUCAUGGCGGGUCUCGACGCCGACAGCUUCCGCUUCCCUUCUCUCCCGCUAGCCCCCUCCAAACCGAAGGCAUUGGCCAUCAAAGAGACCAACAUCAAUAAAGAGAACUCCAACCCCAAUCGUCCCAAUUGCGGUGAUGAAUUGAGGGUUCUGAAGCCAUUGAACGACAGCGUUUUGCGACAAUGUUUGGCGUUGCUGGAUGGGUUCGAGAGGCUGUGCCCACCGAAUGGAGAGAACAGAGUGGUGGUCUACACGACGACGUUGAGAGGAGUGCGGAAGACGUUUGAGGACUGCAACGCCGUGAGGGCGGCGAUUGAAGGCCUUGGGGUGUCGCUGUGCGAGCGAGACAUUUCGAUGGAUCGCGGGUUCAAGGAGGAGUUGAGGGAGCUGAUGAAGGGGAAAGACAGUUGCCAGAUGGUGCCGCCGAGGGUGUUUGUGAAGGGGAGGUAUGUGGGUGGGGCUGAGGAGGUGCUGAGGAUAGUGGAAGAGGGGUGUUUGAGUGAGCUGCUUCAAGGGUUGCCUAAGAUCAGAGCUGGUGAGGUCUGCGAGGGUUGUGGGGGAGUGAGGUUUUUGCCUUGUUUUCAAUGUAAUGGCAGCUGUAAGAUGGUGAUGAUGGUGAAGGAGGAGAUGGAGCAAAAGCAAGGGAGGAGUGUUGUGGUGAGGUGCCCGGAUUGUAAUGAGAAUGGUUUGGUGCUCUGCCCCAUCUGUAGCUGAUCCUUCACCCACUCAUUUCAUCUGGUUGCCUCUAUCUUUGUAAGAUAUUUUCAAUAACCAGUUUGAAUUUUGGCCUGAAUGAAAAUCAUCUUUGCCUUCCUUUUGAUCUAUAUACAUAUAUAGCCCUUUCUGUUCAA